AUGGGCCGCGAGAGCAUGCUUCACAACAUUAACCGCACCCUGCGGAUUGUGCUAAUUGAUGGCAGGGAACUGACGGGUAAACUUCUCGUCUACGAUCGCCACAUGAACGUUGUGUUGGGUGACGCCACGGAGAGUCGUGAGGAGACGAAGAAGAUGAAGGAGGCAGGCAUUAGUCCACAGCGCAGCCUAGGGCUUGUGUUGCUUCGCGGCGUACAUGUUAUCUCCGUCAAUGUGCUCGGUGCCAGCGAGAACAAUGGGGACGGGGAGGGGAAGACGAAGGGGCAGCCGGCGAACUUCGAGAAGGCGCCACGGGCGAAGGUGGCCGGAGCGAAGCGGAAGCGCUAA
This is a messenger RNA of Trypanosoma cruzi, 345 nucleotides long. RefSeq names its product small nuclear ribonucleoprotein protein, putative. Gene Ontology annotation, molecular function: RNA binding. Gene Ontology annotation, cellular component: U2-type prespliceosome; cytoplasm; U2 snRNP. Bases 1 to 345 code for a protein of 114 amino acids. NCBI's taxonomy places the organism in Eukaryota, Euglenozoa, Kinetoplastea, Trypanosomatida, Trypanosomatidae. The transcript has a single exon. The record is from RefSeq and is a predicted model, not a curated record. Gene Ontology annotation, biological process: mRNA splicing, via spliceosome.